Molecule: messenger RNA, 1533 nt
Organism: Parasteatoda tepidariorum (common house spider)
Lineage: Eukaryota; Metazoa; Arthropoda; Arachnida; Araneae; Theridiidae
Biological process (GO): microtubule-based movement
Molecular function (GO): microtubule binding; ATP binding; microtubule motor activity
Source: RefSeq, a predicted model, not a curated record
GUAAAAAAAUUGUUUAUCAAUUUCCAAUAAACUUAAGAAACACUAAAACUAUUUAUACUCGUUAAGAAGUAUCUCUUUCAUAAGGAAAACAACAUUCAAAAACAGAAAUUCUGUUUCUUAGUUUUGUAUAAUCGCAUGGGAAGGGGUCUUCAUCAUUCGAAGAUUAAUAACUGGUUCUGUUUGUCUGUGUGUUCGACGACUGAUGUGAAUUCGUUUGAUUGGCUGAUUUCCCCGACCACGCGGUAGGAGCGCGAAAAGAAGAAGCACACGAUUUCGACAUCCCAAGUCGAGGUUUUAUUUUAUGAAUGGUUUCGAUGUUACGGUCACGGUUUCUGUAUAGUGGUCUUCUUGUUCAUUUAAUAAUAUUAAUGUUCUUUUCUUUACAAAUAUUUGAAGAAUUCGCAAGUGCCAUCAUUUAAAAUUAAACGUCUUAUCUUUAAUAUUUCAUUUUCACUAAAUUUUAAUUUAAGUAUUUAUGUGUUUCUUGUACCUGGAAUAAAAUUUAUCAACAGAGGAUUUGUUUUGGAUAUACAUGCAAGAGAGGAAGACUAGGGAGCCUGAUAAAAGAAAACUGAGGCCAUGAAUUCUUUCCUGAGGAGGCAAGAUAUAUCUCUGGGAAGUUGUUGGAUAUAUUAAAACGCUAUGGUCCAAUCUGUGUUACUGCCUGAAAAUGGAGAUCCGUCUCCCAGAGGUGUCCGUGAUCCUCCAACAGAUGGCGCUGUUGGUCAUCCACACGUGCUCCAUCCCUUCUUGCAUCACCGGACAGCUGGAGUGGUCAGUAAAAUACCUGUGAAAUGUUUUGAUGGAGUGAAUGGUAGUUCGAGAAUCGUGUCUUGGACAUCAUCCUCUAAGGAUGCGAUUUAUCAUGAGCAGCAAUCUGUGAUUCAUCCAGACAUUAAUCCGGGAAUGUCUCGGCAAGGAAAAGGCCCAACCCCGUGCACACCAGCUGUUCCAGGUCCUGUAGCUCAACAGGCCCAACAGUAUUUGGAACAGAAUAUUAUGGCCUGGAUGCAACCAAAGCCCCAAGGACAGCAAAUACUCUCUUCGACCUUAUCAUCCUUUGUAACCUCGGGGCCGUCCAGUUCUCAGACCCCUAUGAGCCAGAAAGCCCUACAAGAGCACAAUAUGACUCAAACACUAGGCAGUCCAAGACAUCAACUGUCUAUGGCGAGUCCAUACUCACCAAUUGGUGGCGCCACUAGCAGUGGUAGUAAUGCUUCUCCCAGUCAUGCUGGAAUUUCCUGCAUGGGAAUGCCUUCUAGUUGUUCAUCCAUUCCGCAUUCAUUAUCUUUUUCUGGCUAUUCCCAUCAUUCCCUUCUUCAAGGAACAUCUUUUAGUUCGCCAUGUCCAAGUACAUUUGGAGCAGCUCAGCCCUCGGCAGCUGCCUCAUUUUUUGCAAGGUAAGGAGGUUUCGUUUUUAUGGUAAAAUUGAAAAACUAAUUUUAUUUAGAUUUUAAUUGAUAAAUCAUUAGCUUUGAUCUUUUCGACUGGUUACUAUAUAUGGCAUGCAUAAUGAAAGCAUUUGCAUUAUUU